AUGGAUAUGGUAAUAGAUGUUGCAGAAAUUACCAAUGUUUUUAUUAGUGAUAGUGUAUUGAAGGUGGAACUCCCACAUCCUCUAGAUGUAGGAAUAGGUGAAGAGCCAAAUCCAGACGAAAUUGAUGACAAUGAACCUAAUGGUGAAAAUGAUGACAGGGAUGCAAAUAGGAAUGAAGUUGAUGAUGUAAAUGGGGAUAAACAUACGGGUGGGGGUGGUGAAAAUGAUGACAAUUUUAUGGUUUCAGUUCUAAGAUGA
Messenger RNA from Ilex paraguariensis (yerba mate), 258 nucleotides. The record is from the annotation of a GenBank genome assembly. Lineage: Eukaryota; Viridiplantae; Streptophyta; Magnoliopsida; Aquifoliales; Aquifoliaceae.